UCAUCGGACGUAUAUAAAGCUAGUAGUUCAUAUAGUGAUAGUCACUAUCUCGUGAUACUCGCGUCCUUCAUUAUGAUCUUCAUUGUUUGGAUAGGAACUCUAGCUCUAAUAACGAUCGCCAGGGCGAGCGAUUACCAUGAGUCCCAUACGUAUGAAGAAAAAAUAAAACCUGUCGAAGUUCCAGUUUACAAAAAAUAUGCAAUUCCGAUACCACAUCCAGUGGCGGUAAAAGUUCCCCAAGAAAUAAGAAUACCGAUACCGCAGCCGUAUCAUGUGCCGAUACAAAUUCCACAGCCUUAUCCUGUUGAAGUUGUCAAGCAUGUCGACGUUCCUGUUGAAAAACAUGAACCUUAUGUUGUUGAAAAAAAGGUACCCUUUGUCGUGGAGAAGCCGUAUCCUGUGUACGUGGAUAAAAAGUACCCAAUAACUGUUAACAAGCCGUAUCCAGUGUACGUACCCAUCUACAAGCACGUGUUCCACCACAAGCACUAAAUGAUCCAGUAUUAAUCACAUAUUAUUAUUUAUAUUUAGUCAUUUUUUUUUAAUUAAUUAAUUAAUUAAUUAACUUUACAAUGUACAGUGUUAUGUUUUUCUUCCACAUUGUUGCGAGUUGUUACUAUAAAUAUAUAUUAUUAAAAUAAAUUUUAUCACAUAUCAUAAUGCCAA
This is a messenger RNA of Microplitis mediator, 666 nucleotides long. RefSeq names its product MAGE-like protein 2. NCBI's taxonomy places the organism in Eukaryota, Metazoa, Arthropoda, Insecta, Hymenoptera, Braconidae. The record is from RefSeq and is a predicted model, not a curated record. Bases 73 to 492 code for a protein of 139 amino acids. The transcript has 4 exons.